UGGAAAAUUGGCGCCAUUGUGUAAUUGCACGAAUGUAAAUAAACAUAACCUAAACAUUCUCUAAAACGUGUGAUGAGAGCGUCGACGAUGGCCGGGAUAAACAAUCGAGUGGAAGAGCUGAUAAAUUACUUCAAAUCCCACAACAAAAUUCGAGAGCAACAAACGCAUUCGGCGAAGGUUCACAGUGUUGGUUGGAGCUGCGAUGGGAAAUAUCUAGCCUCAGGGUCAUUCGACAAGUGCAUCUGUAUAUUCUCCCUGGGGCCUGACAGAUUGAAACAGGAAACGACGUUUCGAGGCCAUGGAGGAAGUGUAGAUCAGCUUUGCUGGCACGCGUUCAACCCGGAAUUAUUAUCAACAGCGAGUGGUGAUAAGACCGUGAGAAUAUGGGACACUCGAUCCCAAAAAUCCACAGCAACGAUCGACACAAAAGGCGAGAACAUCAAUAUCUCGUGGUCCCCAGACGGAUCGACAAUAGCAGUUGGCAACAAAGAAGAUCUCGUGACAUUCAUCGACGCAAGAACAAUGAAAAUUCGAGCUGAAGAGCAGUUCAACUUCGAGGUGAACGAGAUCUCCUGGAACAAGGAUUCAGACACGUUUUACCUGACAAAUGGUCAGGGCUGUGUCCACAUCCUGAGUUAUCCAGAGCUCGAGCUGCUUCACGUGAUCAAGGCACACCCUGGUACAUGUAUCUGCAUAGAGUUCGACCCGACAGGUCGUUAUUUCGCCACCGGAUCAGCCGAUGCCCUCGUGUCACUCUGGGAUGCAGAUGAGCUCUGCUGUUUGCGAACUUUUUCAAGACUAGAGUGGCCUGUCAGGACGAUCUCCUUCUCAUACGAUGGACAGCUACUCGCUGCUGCAUCUGAGGAUCUUAUCAUUGACAUCGGAGAAGUCGAGACUGGAGAAAAAAUCGCUGAUAUCCCCGUGGAAGCCGCCACCUUCACCGUCGCCUGGCAUCCCAAACAGUAUCUUCUUGCUUAUGCAUGUGAUGAUAAAGAUAGUUACGAUAGGAAACGCGAUGCUGGAAGUCUCAAGGUUUAUGGAUUCCCCAAUGAAUGAGAUAGUCCCCUGGAGUGAGUGAAAC
This is a messenger RNA of Fopius arisanus, 1081 nucleotides long. It is a transcript of the gene tex, whose product is annotated as THO complex 3 homolog tex. The record is from RefSeq and is a predicted model, not a curated record. The coding region runs from base 73 to 1056 and encodes 327 amino acids. Gene Ontology annotation, cellular component: THO complex part of transcription export complex. Lineage: Eukaryota; Metazoa; Arthropoda; Insecta; Hymenoptera; Braconidae. The transcript is spliced from 2 exons. Gene Ontology annotation, molecular function: protein binding. Gene Ontology annotation, biological process: mRNA export from nucleus.